This is a messenger RNA of Pogoniulus pusillus (Red-fronted tinkerbird), 1633 nucleotides long. RefSeq names its product ring finger protein 125 (gene RNF125). Gene Ontology annotation, biological process: protein polyubiquitination; ubiquitin-dependent protein catabolic process. Gene Ontology annotation, molecular function: ubiquitin protein ligase activity. Lineage: Eukaryota; Metazoa; Chordata; Aves; Piciformes; Lybiidae. Gene Ontology annotation, cellular component: VCP-NPL4-UFD1 AAA ATPase complex. The record is from RefSeq and is a predicted model, not a curated record.
AUGGGCUCCGCGCUGACCCGUAGGGCGGCCCCGGUCCCGCCGUCUGCCCUUCCUUUCGAGUGCGCCGUGUGCCUGGAGGUGCUGCUCCGGCCCGUCCGCACACCCUGCGGUCACCUAUUCUGUCAUUCCUAUAUUUCUGCAAGUUUAAAGAAUAAUGCAUGGACAUGCCCUUACUGCCGUGCUUAUCUGCUUUAUGAAGGAGUUCCAGCCACUGAUAUUGCCAAGAAGAUGGAGAGCACAUUCCAAAAUUGCACAGAAUGUGAAACACAGGUUUGUCUGAGUGAAAUGAGAGCUCAUCUAAGAACUUGUGAGAAAUACAUAGAAAAUUAUGGACCUAUCCAGGAGCCUGGAGAUGCUGUAAAAAGAUAUUCCUGUCCUUACUGUCAAUGCCAAGUAGCUGAGGAUGAGCUAAUGGAUCACUCUUACCACAGACUGGAAAGGAGAGCAGUGUGUUGUCCAAUUUGUUGUUUAACACCUGAGAGAGAUCCAGGCUACUUCAACAGUCAUUUUAUAAGGCAUCUUCAACUCAGACAUACACUCCAUUAUGAAGACUACAUAGUGAGUAGCACUAUUUGUAAAGUAUUUGACUUGUGUUCUUUAUGUCUAUCUUCUUCAAUACCUUUUUCCAUCAAGAAGUCAGGAAAAGAACUGAGCAGGUCAUCACCAGCAUCAUAAAAUGUAGUAGCUCUAUGCAGGAAGUGCACAGUCUGGUACUCAGAGACACCAGCUUAGGGAUUCUGUCCUCAGUUCUGUUGUUGUCUUGUGGUGGGACUAGGGAAAGAUCCUCCAUUACCUCAUUUCUGAAUAAGAUGAGAGGGAAUGGAUUGAAGUUUGAGGAGGGCAGACUUACACUGGAUGCUAGAAAGAAAUUCUUUACAGUGAAGGUGGUGAGGCACUGAAACAGGUUGCCCAGGGAGGUUGUGGAGGUCCCCUCUCUGGAGGUGUUCAAGGCCAGGAUGGAUGAGGCCUUGAGCAAUCGGGUCUGGUGGAUAGUGUCUCAGUCAGUACCGGGGGGUUGGAAAUGGAUGAUCUUCAAGAUCCCUUCCAACCCAAACCUUUCUAUUAAUGUAUGAAUCUGACUCAUGUUGAUAACUGACUUCAAGAUCCUCAAAUGGAACCUUAAGUACUCUAAGUGAAAGUUUCAACAACCUUUCUUUUUCUGUAAGAACCCAAGAAGACACAGUCGAACCUCUGAAAGAUGCUGCAGCUGUUUGCUGAGUGAACUGUAAAAGAGAAAAUGCAGCAGAAGUAUUAAUAUGCUUCUCAAGAAUAUCAGUUAGUGCUUUCCUCUGUUUAUGUUUGUAACUCAUCCUGACAAAAUGCCAAAGAUAUAAAACAUUUUUGUUUUCAAAUGGUGUAAAAGUACUGAGGAACACUACGUCCAAAUGGUGGGUGGGGUGAAGAAGCAUCAUAGUCAUCUGAACCUGUAAUUCACACACAUAGCAGAGGCAAACCUAUGUAUGAUAACACUUUAAUGAUAGCUGACAUAUGUAGCUUCAUAAAGUAUAGCUAGGACUGGAGUAUUUCCUUCCAUACAUGUUGAGGUUUGCAUAUUCGCUCAAGCUGUUUGAGCAUUUGACACCCUCAAAAGUCUGAUUUAAAAUGUUUUCCUUCUAAUAAAUGUGUUUCAUAA